Molecule: messenger RNA, 309 nt
Organism: Camelina sativa (false flax)
Lineage: Eukaryota; Viridiplantae; Streptophyta; Magnoliopsida; Brassicales; Brassicaceae
Source: RefSeq, a predicted model, not a curated record
AUGAGCAACUGCAAACCAUGUCUUACUCCAGUCGAUACGCACAAUAAGUUGGCUGAAGACGAUGGGCCUCCUGUUGUAGAUCUGACAUUAUAUUGUGGUCUCGCUGGAGCAUUGCAGUACCUGACUUUCACAAGACCUGAUAUUUCGUUUGUCGUUCAACAAGGCACCCUCGAUCACCGGCUCCAUUUCUAUAAGAACUCUCCACCUUCUCUCACUGCCUAUUCCGAUGCUGCUUAUGUUUCUCUAAACUCUGACGACUCACUCACCGCCUAUUCUGAUGCCGAUUGGGCGGGCUGCCCCUCUACAUGA